AUGACCAGGGGUGCUCGGACGUGUCGGCAGCAAGAUGACGGCCUAAGCAUCCGCUCUGCACCCCGCCAGGACGACAAGACAUCCGCCGAUUCGCACCGGGCCCAGCGAUGGCGACUGCGCUUGGCCUCCUUCUUGUUUGCGAGCGUCCUGCUCGCUGAUCGCCUGUGGCUGUGCGCCGAGGCCACACGGACCAGCAGCGCUGAAGCCGAGCGACCGGACGCGUUCAGGGACGCCACGGAUCAGGAGUACCGACCUCUCCCCGAACACACUUUUCUUUUUCUAGGGAAUUCUAGCAGACCUCUGCGGCGGCUGGAAGCGUGCCACCCCGACAGCGUGUCCAAGAGCUGCUUCGCGGUGGCCGACGCCAAGGCCGUGUGCUCCGGGCUCUCGGACGCCGAGUGGAACCUGAGCGAUUUGUACCUGCCGUUUUGUGAUUCCUAUUCCCUUUUGGAUUUGUUUUACGGCUCCUCGAGUCAGGACAACGCCAGCUGCGGCCUGGAUAUGGCGACGUGCACCCGGUGCGUCCAGGAUUACCAGAGCCUCGACCGGCGAGCUCAGGAGAGAUACCAGGAGUUUGAGCUGCUGGUUCAGAAAUACGAAACGGACGUGUACUCGGUGCGGACAUGCAUGGAUGAAUGCACGACCGUCUACAAACACUGGCUGUGUUCCCAGUACUUCCAGACCACGCAGAUGCACUGCAGCAACAGGAUCCCGUGCAGACAGUACUGCUUAGAGGUCCAGCAGAGGUGUCCGUUCAUAUUGCCUGACAACGAUGAGUUAAUUUACGGUGGAAGCCCAAGUUUUAUAUGCACAGGGCUCCUGGAAGACAGCCCAUCAGACGCAGAAGCAGAGUGCUGCGACGUCCGAUGGGACAGCAGGCCAGACAACAGUUCCAGAGGGACUCUCAAAAGAACUCACCCGUCCUGCCAGCACGGGACGUCCCUGAGCUCAUCAGCGAACUCCAGACUGUGCAACAGCAGGCUCAAACUCUGUCUGCUAGUCCUGGUUCUGCUCCAUACUGUGGCUACAAUCACAGCCUCCCACAACCUCAGCACCAUCUCCACCCUGGAGGAGAACUCCACCAACGAGGAGUGACGAGGCGACACUCAAUUACAGCCAGCAGAACUCUCUCAGCGUUCGGUCCAGCUGCACGGAUCCCGCAAUCGACUGCACCGUGGACUCACGGUGUUGGAUGGGAUACCGUGGACACGCAAUCAACCGAGCAAACAGACGGACAGAAGAAACAGACUAGCGGACAUUAUAGAACACUGGACAAGCCUAAUCCAACGUCAUGAACAAGGGACAACACCGCAGCCUUUUGUUGAAAGAGACCUCUCUAGGGUGGAGUUCUCUCGCACCAUAUUUUUUACACUGUGUCAAAUGGUUUUGAUUUCAGUUGCACUAGAUACCUACAGGAUCUCUUAAUGUUUUCGUUCUAUUUUCACUAACGGUCUUUGUGCUGAAAAGGAUGGGACAUGUGGAUGGGUUAUUUGUAAAUUAGCUUCAAUUAGAUGAAAAUAUGAGUGUGUGUGUGCAUGUGUGUGUAUGUGUGCAUAUCUGUGCCCACCCAUGCUUUCAUAUAUGCUGCUCAGUUCAUCACAAGGAUCACUAU
Molecule: messenger RNA, 1612 nt
Organism: Trichomycterus rosablanca
Lineage: Eukaryota; Metazoa; Chordata; Actinopteri; Siluriformes; Trichomycteridae
Gene: nalf1b
Product: NALCN channel auxiliary factor 1
Exons: 3
Coding region: 1-1095 (364 amino acids)
Biological process (GO): calcium ion import across plasma membrane
Cellular component (GO): plasma membrane
Molecular function (GO): stretch-activated, monoatomic cation-selective, calcium channel activity
Source: RefSeq, a predicted model, not a curated record